Prunus armeniaca (apricot) is the source of this 774-nucleotide messenger RNA. The record is from the annotation of a GenBank genome assembly. Lineage: Eukaryota; Viridiplantae; Streptophyta; Magnoliopsida; Rosales; Rosaceae.
AUGCGAGUUGCUAAAUUGGUCGAUGUUGUAGUACUAUGCGAGUCGCUGAAUAGUAAGGGUGAAGGAAUCGUUUUCCUGUAUGUGGAUUUGGCUUUUGCAACAUUGACUGCAGAAUCUACCAAUGGAAUGUGGACUCUAGACUUACAUCAUGGGGGAUGGUUUGAAAAUUGGGUUUAUAAAAAGGGUAAGGUCUAUUAUUUGGACAAUAUUGUAGAGGAUUUUCUGUCCUUGUUAGAUUUACUAAAAAUUGGGAGAGGUCUUGGGUAUGAUGUUGACAUUUAUCAAGUUGAGCAAAGUUUGGAAAUUAGGUGUAGAAAUGUUGAGGGUGGACUGGAGCUUGUUACAUCAUAUGCUACAGUGGUUGAAAUGGUUGGUCACAUACCAUCCAAUAAGAAUUACCAAGUGAAAGAGGUAGCUUAUAUUGAAGAUGAGGAGAUUUUUGAGAAUGUUGGGACAAAAGUUGCAAAUGAAGAUGCGGUCAAAGAGGUACCAAAUGAAGAUUCAUGGGCAGAAUUACCAAAUGAAGAUGUAGGGGCAAAUGUGACAAUUGAUGAGGAAGGGGCAGAAUUGCCAAAUAAAGAAGAAGAUGAGGUUUCAGAAAUUAAGGACAAUGAUUAUGAGUUCAGUGAAAAUGAGGCAGAGGUCAGGCCAACUGUUGGAGAGAAUGUAGCAAAUAAGGGGCCUACUCAUGGGGCUCCAGGAAAGGUGUCAUCAGAUGGUGUUAACACAUCAGAAUUUGACACUGGAAGUGAGACUGAAGAUGAGGGGAAGUGA